This is a messenger RNA of Phaedon cochleariae (mustard beetle), 1802 nucleotides long. Lineage: Eukaryota; Metazoa; Arthropoda; Insecta; Coleoptera; Chrysomelidae. The record is from the annotation of a GenBank genome assembly.
AAAGCGAGUGAUUACAAUGUCAAGUGCACUUCGAGAGUAAACAGCGUGUUUUUAUUAUAGCUACAAGUCGACGAGAGCUAAGCAAAACGUCUUUUCCGCAUUCAAUCUAUCCAGUUCGCGGCAGAUCUCGUAUCGUCCAUUUGCCAGGAUCGAACGUCGUGCUCUUGUGAAAAUCAACACACAGUACAACGUUGCCAAGUCAGAAACAGCAACGGCAACUUCUUCUUUAUUUCGGCUCACCUCGAGAAGAUGUCCCCGCCCGGAAUCGGCAGCUCUACGGACGCUUCCUCGCCCACCUCCCGCACCGGCGUCGCCGCCGACGUCGUCGUCCUGGACGGCGGCUUCGCGACGCAACUGGGCUGCCAUGUGCGCCAGCCCAUCGACGGCGACGUGUUGUGGAGCGCCAGGUUCCUGGCCAGCGACCAGGAGGCUGUCAUCGACACGCAUCUCGAUUUCCUGAGAGCGGGUGCUGACCUCAUCAUCACGAACACCUAUCAAGCCAAUGUAGACUUAUUUGUAAAGCACCUCAACCUGACUGAAAAUGAAGCCUUCGAUCUCAUCAAAAAGUCUGUUAGUUUAGCGAAAACAGCAGUCGACCGUUAUCUCAAGGAAUAUCCUGAAGCAAGAACUCCCUUAGUGGUGGGCUCCGUUGGCCCUUACGGAGCCUCCCUCCACGACGGCUCCGAAUACACCGGCGCCUACGCGAAAACCACCCCCGUGCACGCGAUGCGCGAGUGGCACGCGCCCCGGAUAAGGGCGCUGGUGGAGGCCGGGUGCGACCUUCUCGCCCUCGAGACCAUCCCUUGCAGAGCGGAGGCCGAGAUGCUGGUGAAUCUGCUGAGGGAGGAGUGGCCGGGGGUGAGAGCGUGGUUGUCCUUCAGCGUCGGGCAAGACGGCAUAUCCACAGCGUUCGGGGAAAACUUCCAAGAGGUCGCAAGGCACUGCUACGAUCUGAAUCCUGAGCAAUUGGUGGCCGUAGGCGUGAAUUGCACUGCCCCUAGGCUCAUAGAGCCCCUCAUCAAAGGCUUGAACGAUCAGAGAAAAAACAACCCGAUACCUCUCAUCGUAUACCCGAAUAGUGGCGAGAGCUACAAUGUUUCAUUGGGGUGGAUCAACAGGGAACAAUGCGAACCCGUAGAAACCUACGUACAAAAAUGGCUAGACCUAGGUGUCACUUGGGUAGGAGGAUGUUGUAGGACGUACGCCAUAGAUGUGACAAGAAUAAGAAGGGAAGUGGAGCUGUGGAAGCAAAAGAAAUCAGAGAGGAACUGAUAUAAUUAUGAAACCGACUGAGUGUUCAACUGUUUAUGUGUCAUACAAUUCCUUUACAUAUUUGUGUAAUCAGCUUGUUGAAAAAUAUAUAAUGUGAGUUAUCUGUAAUAUACAAUAUAAAAACAUUCAUCGUUAGUGUACAGUGUGUCCAGUUUUCGAUGCUUUUGUGUGAUAUCUCAGUUAUCUUUGGAGAUAAAACUUUGUGGUUUCCGCGGUCCUGUGCCACUUUCUUGUGAAACUCAAGAUGGCCUAAUCAGAUUUUGCAUAACUGUUUCCGUUUAUGAGAUACAGGACGAUUUUGAAAAUUUAUACUUUUUGAACCCCCUCUAUAUCUACGAAGUUUCUCAGCAAAAAUCUCGAAUUGAAAUCUUAUCUCAUAGAGAAUUUUACGCUGAAUCCAGUGGCGCACUCAAUUUUUUUCGGGGUACGGUUUUGCAGAUUCGACUCAAACUUUGAGUUUCAAAUGGAACACCCUGUAUUUUAUAAGCUCAUUAAAUUCCUUAUUUUUUUCCCUUGAAAAUAAUAUAUGA